Molecule: messenger RNA, 2468 nt
Organism: Hyaena hyaena (striped hyena)
Lineage: Eukaryota; Metazoa; Chordata; Mammalia; Carnivora; Hyaenidae
Gene: GTSE1
Product: G2 and S-phase expressed 1
Exons: 11
Coding region: 262-2376 (704 amino acids)
Cellular component (GO): microtubule cytoskeleton; cytoplasmic microtubule
Molecular function (GO): microtubule binding
Source: RefSeq, a predicted model, not a curated record
CGGCGCGGAGGGUCUCGGGCUGUAGCUCAGGUGGCCCCCGGCCGCCAUUGCCCUUCCUGGCCCGGCCGCGGGCCCCUCGCUUCCUGCGCCCCAGGCGGUGCUGCAGGGGGGCGGAGGGGCCGGAGGUACGGGGAGCCCGGGCCCCGACGCUUGCUCACCUGCUGGCCCCGCCCUCCCCGCAGUGACUUCCUGACAGCCCUCGCCUUGGAAGGAGGACACGCCGGCGACCGACGCGCCUCCAGCCAGUCGGGAGAGGCAGGGAUGGAGGUUCCCGAGGAUGGCGUGCUUCUCUUGGCUGAUGAAAAGUUUGACUUUGAUCUCUCAUUGUCUUCUUUAAGUGGAAAUGAAGAUGAUGAAGUCUUCUUCGGACCUGUCGGGCAUAAGGAAAGAUGCGUUGCUGCCAGUUUAGAAUUAAAUCACCAUGUGUCCGAAGAACCUCUUCCAGCCUUGGAAAGUCACCUCACCUGGAGCCCUCCCACCGGGGAGAAAUUUGUGGAAGUGUACAAGGAGGCUCACUUGCUGGCCUUACAGAUUGAAAGCAAAAGCAAAAACAGGGCAGCCCUAGCAGCCAGGCCUGAAGACCUUUGGAGCCAGGGCGUGGAGAGAUUCAUACAGGAAUCAAAAUUAAAAAUAAACCUGUUUGAGAAAGAGAUGGAACUGAAGAAGAGCCCCAGGUCACUGAAGAGGGAGACGUAUUACCUGUCGGACAGCCCCCUGAGGGCACCACCCAGCCAGACCCCCUUGGGCGGGGUCCCGGCCCAGGCCAGCCAAGCCCUGACGCAGGGACUGUCGCAUUCGCCUCGCCUGCCGGUGGACCCCAGUAUUGCUCCCCCUCCGAACCAGGCAGGGCCCCAGAAGAAGGUCACCAGCCACUGGGUUCGGCCCCGAGCUCCAUCGCCUAUGAAAAGGAUCCCAGCCAGCCCCUCCAGCGCGAGGAACCUAAACGAGACAGAGUCCCAUGGGGACGUGCCCCCUGACAAACCCAGCGCUGCCCGGGAGGGCGCUGGCUUGCUAGCUGGGGGCGGCCACUCGGUCCAGGGCAAGCGGUCGCUCCCUGUCCCCAACAAGUUGGGGCUGAAGAAGACCCUGUUAAAAGCACGCGGCUGUGCUGGCGGUCUUUCUCGGAAGUCGUCUUCCUCGGGGUCUGGGUCGGGUGGGAUUGCCGGCGUGUGCGCCUCUCCCGCCGCCCGCAGAGCUAAAUCAAGUGAACCUGCAAGUCCUCCUGCAAAGAGCAGUUCCCCGCCCGUGUCACGCACCAGCCAGUCAGGCAGAGUGGGACCCGCCGUGUCUCAGCAGUCCCUGCAGGCAGGCCCUGGGGGCGCAUCCUGCAGGCAGAGUAAGCGGGCCUCGGUGGCGGAGGUGACGGGGGAGCUGGCCCAGGAGCCCACUCUCGCGGCUCUCGCCCAAGCCUGGACUCCAGAACAGGGAGGCCUGGGGCUGAGCUCUCGUUCCAGCCGGUCACCGCUGCCCCAGUGGAAUACAGCCGGGAGCGUGCGAGGGCGUGACUCCCAGCGAUCCUUCGGGACGAAGGCGAUGCCCACCCCUAUGAGUCACUUUAAGGUCCCCAGGUUUUCUACUGGUGAGCCCACAGAUAGUGCAAUGCCCAAGUCCAUCCGAGCACAGAGGCCGCACUCCUGCACGUCAGCAGGAAGGGGGGCCGCCCCCAGCACCCCUGCCGGGAGCUCCUCCGGGGCCGCCUCACCAAGACUUGGAGGCGGCGUGAGGACGCCCGUGAGGACGAGGCGCUUGCCGGCCUGGCCCACGCCUGCCGGCCGCCGGCUCUCCAGCCUUCCGCGGGCGACCCCCGCAGCCGUGCCCGGGGCUCUGGCCUCUCGCCCGUGUGCGUCUGCUCGGAGGCCUUCCUCUGAACUCCGGGAAAAGUCUGCUGCGAGGGCCGCGCCAGCCAGGGCGAGCAGCAGCCUGGCCGCCUCCCGACGCGGGUCCUGUUCCCCUCCGUCAGCCGUGCCUCAGGCGCUCAGCUUUUCUCCAGAGAAGAGUGACUCGGCGGUUCCGGAAAGUAUCAGCGCCGACGUGGUGCUGGGGGCGGCCCAGCCACCUGCAGACGCGCCCCCUCGGGAGGCUAUUCUCGUGGAUCUCAGCCUGGAUCAACUUGCCAUCACCCCAAAAGCCCAAAGCCCAGCCCCUUUCGACCUCCCUCUCAUCGACCUGUGUGACACUCCAGAGGCCAGCGCGGCCCCGAGAUCUGACAGCAGGCCCCUCAGUGACCUGCUGCUCAACACUCCGGACACCAACAGAGGCGCCGCGUCCAAGCCCGUCCACGAGGUGGCGCAGCUGAUAGACUUGACUUCUCCUCUGAUCCAGCUGAGUCCCGAGGCUGACAAGGAGAAUGUGGAUUCGCCACUUCUCAAGUUCUGAGGAGAAUGACCCUUCCCAUUUUACUCUGUUAAAAGAACUGUCAGUCUUACAGUGGUUUUCAACCCAUAGAAAUAAAUUUUAGGAGCCAUUGU